UCUCACUCACAAGCAAGCAUCAUGGCGGACGUACUGGAUCUUCAUGAAGCGGGAGGCGAAGACUUUCCUAUGGACGAGGAUGGCGAUGAGAGCAUUCAUAAGUUAAAAGAGAAAGCCAAGAAGAGGAAAGGUCGUGGAUUUGGAUCUGAGGAAGGAGCCAGAUCUAGAGUCAGAGAGGACUAUGACACAGUAGAACAGGAUGGAGAUGAGCCUGGACCACAGAGAUCUGUUGAAGGAUGGAUUCUGUUUGUGACCGGUGUUCACGAGGAGGCAACAGAGGAGGAUGUCCACGACAAGUUUGCAGAGUUUGGAGAAAUCAAGAACUUGCAUUUAAAUUUGGACAGGAGAACCGGUUACCUUAAGGGCUAUGCAUUGGUGGAGUACGAGACCUACAAAGAAGCACAGGCUGCAAUGGAGGGUCUGAAUGGUCAAGAACUUAUGGGACAACCAAUCAGUGUUGACUGGUGCUUUGUAAGGGGACCCCCGAAGAGCAAGAGGAGGGGUGGAAGGAGGCGCAGCAGGAGUCCUGACAGACGGCGACGCUGAUUUUACCCCUGUUUGCCUCCGGUGUCUGUUUCCCAGCCGCUGUGGGAUCAUUUUUCAACACAGUUUGGAGUCAGAUUGAAGUGUAUCUCUUUAAAUAAAGGUUUUAGUGGGUUUUUUCCUCGUAAUUGUUAGUUUUUCAGCAUCUGCCUGGUGGCAUUUUGUUAAUGAAGUUGCUGACACGUACAUGUUAAACCUGUUGGUAUUUUCAACACCAUUUUAUUUACUUUUUUUUUGUACAAAGUGGAAGUUCACUUUAAAAUGUAUGUGGAUUGACAUGUAUUCACUCAUUGAAACUCGUUGUUGUGAGUAGUGAUCUGUAUAUUUCCAAUAAAUUAAUUUGGA
Molecule: messenger RNA, 888 nt
Organism: Danio rerio (zebrafish)
Lineage: Eukaryota; Metazoa; Chordata; Actinopteri; Cypriniformes; Danionidae
Gene: rbm8a
Product: RNA binding motif protein 8A
Biological process (GO): RNA processing
Cellular component (GO): nuclear speck; nucleus; cytoplasm
Molecular function (GO): nucleic acid binding; mRNA binding; RNA binding
Source: RefSeq, marked provisional